Molecule: messenger RNA, 727 nt
Organism: Micropterus dolomieu (smallmouth bass)
Lineage: Eukaryota; Metazoa; Chordata; Actinopteri; Centrarchiformes; Centrarchidae
Product: type-2 ice-structuring protein-like
Exons: 6
Coding region: 13-537 (174 amino acids)
Molecular function (GO): signaling receptor activity
Source: RefSeq, a predicted model, not a curated record
AUCAUUUCACCCAUGAAGAUGCUGGCUGUGCCUCUACUUGUCUGUGCCAUGAUGGCUCUGACCAGUGCUGCUGCUGUUCCAGAAGCAAAUCCUGGUGAAAGGACACUUCAGAAAAGUGAGUUGGUUUUUGGGAGCAGUGCCAAGUCUUGUCCCAGUGGUUGGAUUGCUGAGAAUGGUCGCUGUUUCCUCUACUUUCCAACACCCAUGACUUGGGCUGAUGCUGAGAAAAAAUGUCAGUUCCAUGGUGGAAACCUUGCAUCAGUGCACAACUUUGAUGAGCAUUACAUGAUUCAGAGUAUGAUUCUGAGGAAAACUCAUAGUUAUCCACUCACAUGGCUUGGAGGCUCAGAUGCACAGCAGGAGGGAACCUGGUUCUGGAGUGACGGUACACCUUUUAGGUUCAACUACUGGUCUACAGGACAGCCUGAUAAUCAUGCAAAUGCACACUGUCUGUCGAUGAACUAUGGAGAUCAGAAGAAAUUUGACGAUCAGCCUUGCUCUUACAGAAAACCAUUCGUCUGCGCCAAACCCCUGUAAUAUCUCUUUGGAUAACAGAGGAACAUACAGUACAUGUCACGACCACAGGAGUUGGUUGGAUAUGUGAUUGUUAUCUGUGUGUCUUCAUCAGAUGUUGGUUCUUCCAUGUAGUAAUCCAUACUUCUUUCCUAUAACUAUAACACAAACUAAGGAAUGAGAGUUAUCUUUUUUUUCUUGUCAUACACAUAAU